AUGUUCUUCUUUCGAGACGAAAACUCAAAGGAUCUUUUGUUUGAAGCCGUAUUUCUAGUUGAAAGAACGGAUAAAGGAAUUAGCGGAUUUAACAUGGUUUUUCCUGAAACUGAUACUUUUUUGACUCAUAUUAAAGAACAAGUCAAAAGGCUUUCUUUUCCGUUAGUUGAAGACCAAGGUAUAACAUGGGACCCAGAAAUGACAGUGAAUCUUAUUCCAAGUGAAAAUAUUCAUUACUAUCUUUACACAAAAUAUUAUACUCAGCAAACCAAGUUUAUAGCAGUAGCGAUUUUAUCAAGAUAUCAUCACUUUAGACUUUUCAAAUCAUUAUUCUCUACAAUUACAUCUCAAAUUCCAAAAACAUUUUAUCAAGAUUCUUCUAAGAUCGAAUUCGAAAAAACGACAUACGAAAUUAGGCCAAAGAAGCAAGUAAACGAUUUGAACUUAAAUAUGGAUGUAUCUCCGCUUUCAGAAAUCGCAUAUUUACAGUCCUAUUUCUUGGCAAAUUAUCCACCUACUAUAAUUGGCAGUUUAAUACCUCUUGUUUGCGCUGGAUGCAGAAUUUUUGUAGUUUCAUCCAAUACAACAAAGAUUACUCAAACUGUUUUUGCGAUCGCUUCAUUUUUCUAUCCAAUCGUUGCAAAUGACGUUUUCUAUCCUCUCAUAGCUCACCAGAACAUAAGUACAUUGAGCAAGUUACACGAAGGCGUCAUUGGAAUUCACUCCUUGACUUUCUUAGCAAUACAAGACCGAAUCCUUCAAGCUGACAUUAUAUUCAACUUAGACGAUGUUUACAUUUCUAGUGGACAGCCUCCAAAGUUCAAAUCUUGGCUGAAUGUGCAAAUUUCUGAAUUUGCACAAACAGUUCGGAACGUUACUAAGAAUUACGAACCAGCAUUUCCUGCUUACAAUAUUAGAUGCUUAAUUACAGAUUUCUUUACAAAUUUCCUAGCAAAGAUUUUGAAUACCACAAAAGUUACAGAAACAAUCAUGAUAGAACUCAAGAGAUACUCAGGAAGUGGCAGUAAUUUGGAAAACUACGUUGCAAAAUCUCCAAUCAUCAAACAACUUUAUAGAUUAACAAGGGAGAAGAAUAAACAAGUUCAAGACCUUAUCUGGGAUUUACCAAUAGAUGUCAGCUCUUAUCAGCGUAAUCUCGUACAGAAGAAUGAAGAAACGCCAAAAGCUGGCAUGCCUCAAACUCGUGAUCCACAAAGAAGAGGUAAGAGUUUUAUUUCUUUCCGUAAAAAAUAG
Messenger RNA from Trichomonas vaginalis G3, 1254 nucleotides. RefSeq names its product Rab guanyl-nucleotide exchange factor protein. The transcript has a single exon. NCBI's taxonomy places the organism in Eukaryota, Parabasalia, Trichomonadida, Trichomonadidae. The coding region runs from base 1 to 1254 and encodes 417 amino acids. The record is from RefSeq and is a predicted model, not a curated record.